GUGGGUUGCACCAACGUAACGUUAACCCGGAAGUGUAUUGAAUAGUCUGAUUGUAAGCGUAGAAGAUGGCAGGGGUGUUUGAAGUGGAGGUUAACGGUGUGGAACAAGAUCAUGGACACGGACAUCCUGACGACGCAUCUCAGAUUGGUCUUUCUGAGCUCUCACCAGAGGAUAAGUGGAGGUUGGAACAUGCUAAAAUGCAUGCCAGACACAAAGGGCAUGAAUCCAUGCAUGCAGAGAUGGUUCUCAUUCUCAUUGUCACACUCAUCAUUGCCCAACUUGUCCUGGUUCAGUGGAAACAGAGACACCCCAAAUCAUACAAUUUGGUAACCCUCUUCCAAAUGUGGGUGGUUCCUCUGUACUUCACCACUAAGCUGCAUUGGUGGAGGUUUCUGGUGACAUGGUUCAUCUUCUCUUUUCUUAUGACCUUCAUCACUUUUCGUGCUACCCGCAAACCACUGGACUGCACCACUCCGAGGCUUGUUUACAAAUGGUUCCUCCUAUUGUACAAGAUCAGCUACACCACAGGCAUUGUGGGCUAUACUGUAGUUAUGUUCACCCUCUUUGGCAUAAAUCUUAUAUUUAGAAUUAAGCCAGAAGAUGCUAUGGACUUUGGUGUUUCGCUUCUCUUUUAUGGCCUGUACUAUGGUGUACUCGGUCGGGAUUUUGCAGAGAUGUGCGCAGAUUUUAUGGCAUCUACAGUUGGGUAUUACAGUGCAUCUGGAAUGCCCACUAAGCACCUGUCAGACAGCAUCUGUGCCGUCUGUGGUCAGCCAAUACUUGUGGAUGUGAGUGAAGAGGGAAUCAUAGAGAACACCUAUAGACUCUCCUGCAACCAUGUAUUCCAUGAGUUUUGCAUACGUGGGUGGUGCAUUGUGGGUAAGAAGCAGAUGUGCCCAUACUGCAAAGAAAAAGUUGACCUUAAAAGGAUGUUCAGUAACCCAUGGGAGAGACCCCAUGUCAUGUAUGGACAGCUACUGGACUGGCUGCGCUACCUUGUGGCCUGGCAGCCUAUUAUCAUUGGACUGGUACAAGGCAUCAAUUACAUUCUAGGUUUGGAGUAAUGUGACCCAGCAUAGAGGGACUAGCAUGGUUUACUCAAUCUGCAGCGAAUACCAUCUUUGGUUUCACUGAAACAGGGACACUCUUUCAAAGACUGACUCUAAUGCUGUGGUAAUAUGUUUUUAAAUUAAAUUCUAUGUGUAGUCUGAA
Molecule: messenger RNA, 1212 nt
Organism: Carassius carassius (crucian carp)
Lineage: Eukaryota; Metazoa; Chordata; Actinopteri; Cypriniformes; Cyprinidae
Gene: rnf121
Product: ring finger protein 121
Exons: 9
Coding region: 66-1064 (332 amino acids)
Cellular component (GO): Golgi membrane; endoplasmic reticulum membrane
Molecular function (GO): ubiquitin protein ligase activity; metal ion binding
Source: RefSeq, a predicted model, not a curated record